AUGGUGCGCAAUCUGAUGAAGUUCAUCACGCGUAGCGACGGCGAUCGACGCAUCGAACUUCUGCCGGCCGUCCGCGGGGAGGUGGAGGCGAUGUGCCGCGCGCAGGACGCGCAGGCGGUGUACAUGAUGGGCAAACAAGUCAUGAAGAUCCGCAGGGGGCAUGGCAGCAUCGUCAAGUCGGUGAUUCGCAGACUAGCGCUGGAGGCGUUCUUGUGGAUUCGCGAGAACUCGCGGACGAAAUUGGCGGACCUGGAUAUUGAUGUGGAUAACUUGAUUGAGAUCGGGUUCGUCAAGGAGAUCUAA
Ilyonectria robusta is the source of this 303-nucleotide messenger RNA. RefSeq lists its product as uncharacterized. Lineage: Eukaryota; Fungi; Ascomycota; Sordariomycetes; Hypocreales; Nectriaceae. The transcript has a single exon. Bases 1 to 303 code for a protein of 100 amino acids. The record is from RefSeq and is a predicted model, not a curated record.